Paramecium sonneborni is the source of this 590-nucleotide messenger RNA. The record is from the annotation of a GenBank genome assembly. Lineage: Eukaryota; Ciliophora; Oligohymenophorea; Peniculida; Parameciidae.
AUGGUGAUAGAAAUGCUUAAUAUCAAACUCAAAUUUUGCAAAAGCGUAUUUAGUGAAUUUUAAUGGAAUAGGGGAGAAAAGAAGAGGCUUUUAAGCAAUAUGAAAUAGCUAUAAACAUAGAUUCUAAAUGUUCAAAUGCCUACAAUAAAAAGGUGAAUUAAUUUAAUUAAUAUUAGGCAUUUAUAAGAUGACAUUGAUGAAAAAGAAAGAGCUUUAACUGAUUUUAAUCUAGCCAUCUAAAUUAAUCUUGAAUGGGCAAAUCUCUACAUUAACACAGGUGAAUAAAUUUUGCUAAGAUAAGGCAAUGUAAUUAGUAAUAAAUAAAAAAGCCUUAGCUGAUUAUAAUAAGACGAUCUAAAUUAAUUCUAAAUAUGCAAAUACCUAUAGAGUCAGAGGUAAAUUAAUUUAAUUAAUAUUAGCCAUUUAUUGUAUAUUCUGACAUUGGUGAUAAAGAGAAAAUUGUGCUGAUUAUAAUAAAUCCAUCUAAAUUAAUCCUGAAUGCACGAAUGUCUAAAAACAGAAGUGAAUUAUUUAAAUAAAUAUUAGGCAAUAUAUACAAAGAAAAUGGAGAAUAGAAAAAAACAAUCUGA